UGUAAUGUUGAUAAUGAUAAUGUAGAUGUGAUAAAUGACAAUGUUAAUGUUGAUGAUAAUAAUAUUAAUGUUGAGCAAGAAGAUGUGAAUCUGAAUAAUGUUAAUGAUUUUGAACAAAAUGUGGAGGAAAAUUCAGACCAUAAUAUUCACAAUGUUGAAGAAAAUGAUUUUGUUUCUCGUGAUAUAUAUGAUCCAAGGAUAUGGGAAGCUCUUGAUCAGAAGUCGAUUGAUAUUUUGGCUCUCAAUGGCCCUAAAAGAGACUUAACCAUAGUGAAAGGCCCUAAAGACAAAGUAUCUAGGAGAUUUACUUCAAAUUUAUAUACUAGGUAUUUGCCUAAUGGUGAAACUUGUGAUAGAGAUUGGCUUGUUUAUUUUAAAGAUAUUGACAAAGUAUUUUGUUUUUGCUGUAAAAUUUUCAAAAAGGGUAUUGGAAAAGGCAAUUUGGUAAAUGAAGGAUAUAAUGAUUGGUCACAUGUUAGUCAUAGACUUAAAGAACAUGAAACAAGUGUUGAUCACAUUUUGAACAUGGGUGCUUGGUGUGAACUAAGAAAUAGAUUGAAAAAUAAUGAAACAAUAGACAAAAUUACCCAAGACCAAUUUCAUAAAGAAAAGGAGUACUGGAAAAGUGUCAUUAUUAGAAUUAUUGCUAUUGUGAAGUUCCUUGGUAAAAAUAACCUUGCAUUUCGUGGGAAACAUGAAAGGUUAUAUCAAAGUAGCAAUGGAAAUUUUUUAGGUUUGAUUGAAAUGUUGACUGAAUUUGAUCCUGUGAUUAUUGAGCAUGUUCGUCGUAUUGAGAAUGGGAUUAUUCAUCAUCAUUAUCUUAGCCAUGAAAUUCAGAAUGAAUUGAUACUCUUACUUGCUUCUAAAAUCAAUAAUGCUAUCAUGAAGAAAAUAAAAGAAGCAAAAUAUUUUUCUGUGAUGUUGGAUUGUACACCUGAUGCUAGUCAUCAAGAACAAAUGACUUUAAUUUUAAGGUGUGUUGACAAAUGUUCAAAUUCUUAUAAAGUGAAAGAAUUUUUUAUUGAGUUCUUACAAGUUAAUGAUACUACUGGUCUAGGACUGUUUAAAGUGUUAGAAAAUGUGUUAAUAUCUCAUGAUCUUGACAUAGAUAAUAUAAGGGGACAAGGAUAUGAUAAUGGUUCUAACAUGAAAGGUAAACAUCAAGGUGUGCAAAAGAGACUAUUGGAUUUGAAUCCUAGAGCUUUUUAUUCUCCAUGUGGUUGUCAUAGUCUUAAUUUAGUUUUGUGUGACAUUGCAAAUGCUUCUCCUAAAGCAAGGGAAUAUUUUGGUAUAGUCCAACACAUUUAUACUAUAUUUGUUGGUUCUACUAAGAGAUGGCAUACUUUAAAAGAAAAUGUUAAAGGUUUAACUCUUAAAUCAUUAUCUGCCACUCGAUGGGAAAGUCGUGUUGAAAGUAUCAAAGCAAUCAGAUUUCAAAUACCUGAGAUACGUGAAGCCUUACUUGAAGUAGCUGAAGUAGCUGAUGCUGACAAUGAUCAUAAACUUCAAAGUGAAGCUAGAUCUUUAGCAAAUAAUGAACUUGGUAGUUUUGAAUUUUUGCUUGCUACAAUCAUUUGGUAUGAAAUUUUAUGUGCUGUAAACUUUGUUAGUAAACAAUUACAAUCCCAGGAUAUGCUGAUUGAUAUCGCCAUUGGUGAGAUUAAAGGGUUGAUUUCCUUUUUUAAAAAUUAUAGGGAGAAUGGUUUUUCAAAGGCCAUAGAUAUUGCAAAAAAAUUAUCUAUUGAAGUUGGCAUUGAUCCUGUAUUUCCACAAAGACGUAUAAUACGUAGAAAAAGACAAUUUGAUGAGAUAGAUGGUGAUGAAACACUAUUAUCUCCUGAGGAAUCAUUUAGAAUCCAAUAUUUUAUAUACAUUGUGGAUCAAACUAUUGCAUCAUUGGAAAAAAGGUUUGAACAAUAUGAAUCGUAUGAUAAUAUCUUUGGCUUUUUGUUCAAUUCUGAUAAGUUGCAUUCAAUGGAUGAUGAGAAACUUUUAUCUUCUUGUUUAGCUUUUGAAAAUGCUCUUAAGAAAGGUGAGGUUUUUGAUGUUGAUGGAGAGGAUUUAUUUGUUGAGUUAACAUGGUUUAGAGAGUUUUUACCCAAGGAGAAAAUGGGAGCAAUUGAUUUAUUGAAUUUUUUAAAACGAUAUACUUGCUUCCCAAAUGCAACAAUUGCAUAUAGGAUAUUACUAACAAUUCCUAUUAUUGUUGCUUCUGCAGAACGGAGUUUUUCAAAGUUGAAGUUGCUGAAAUCGUACUUAAGGACGACAAUGUCACAAGAAAGAUUAAAUGGACUCGCUUUGAUGGCUAUUGAAUAUGAUCUUUUAGAUGAAGUCGAUAUGGAGAAUGUCAUCGAUGACUUUGCUACAAAACAUACAAGAAGAGCUACUCUUUUUAAGUGAUAUCUAGGAACAAUCAAACUUUGAUAUUUUGUAGUAUGAUUUGUAGCUUGGAUGUUAUGUUAUUUAAGUUGUUUUGUUUGCUGAUGAUCAGCAGCCUUUUUAGGCCCAAGGAUCAUGGCCACAUUGUGCUUCUUGAUCCUAAUUUUGUAAACCUUAAUCAUCUCCCUUUUAUUUAAAAAAAAAUGAUGAAUUUUCUAAUGUAAUGAAUUUUUUAUCAAAUAAAACUUAGGUAUUAAAUUUAUGAACUAUAAGGCCCCAUUUUAAAAAGUUAAACAGGGCCCCAAAAUUUUUUUGCAAUUUUAGCCCCGGCACUGUAGAUAGAUACUCACAAAAUUGU
Molecule: messenger RNA, 2737 nt
Organism: Chenopodium quinoa (quinoa)
Lineage: Eukaryota; Viridiplantae; Streptophyta; Magnoliopsida; Caryophyllales; Amaranthaceae
Product: zinc finger MYM-type protein 1-like
Exons: 1
Molecular function (GO): protein dimerization activity
Source: RefSeq, a predicted model, not a curated record